Molecule: messenger RNA, 817 nt
Organism: Pelodiscus sinensis (Chinese soft-shelled turtle)
Lineage: Eukaryota; Metazoa; Chordata; Testudines; Trionychidae
Source: RefSeq, a predicted model, not a curated record
UUGCCGGGGCAGCAGAGCCCCUCUAAAGCCCCAGUGCCGGUCACACGGCCAGCUGGAAGGCUGCUGCCCCCAGGCUCUGAACCUCGCUGCCGGAGCUGGGCUUUGCCGACCGCCAGCCAGGCCGGGGGAUGCUGCACCAGCGUGUCCUGCUGUGGCCCCAGUGCGCUGGGCCGUGCGGCACGGCCAGGCUGCGGGAUCCUGUCCCUUGGCAGGGUUCCUGACUCCAGCCCUAAGUCUGUUCUCCCCGCAGGGAAGAGCCUGGGCUUACAGCUCACCAAGACCCUGGAGCCCGGGGAAUACAACAUCUUCCUGCAGCUGACGGACAACCAGGGGAAAUCCCAGGUGACGACGGUCAAGGCCAAGGUCAAACAGCUGCCCCUGGCCGCGAGCAGCUACGUGACCACCCACGCGGUGAACACCCUGACGGGCCUGCCUGCCUUCGGCCUGGCCGUGCACCUGUUCCGACUCGAGGGGCCCGAGAUGCAGCGCAUGGAGCUGCUGAAGAGCUCCACCGGCGGGGACGGGCACCCUUCGCUCUUCUGGGCUCCCGAGCAGGUGAAGGCUGGCACGUACAAGCUGCACUUUGACACUGGGCGCUACUGGCGGCAGCUGGGCUACGCCAGCUUCUACCCCUACGUGGAGGUUGUCUUCACCGUCACCGAGCAAAGCCAGAGGCUGCACAUCCCCCUGCUGCUCGGGCCCUUCUCCUACACCACCUACCGGGAGAGCUAGCGCCCCCCAGAGCACGUGGGCCCGGCCGGCCACGGCUCCGGCUCCGGGCUGCAAGAAACGCCAUUAAACGGCUCUUCCCCCAGCA